Messenger RNA from Candidula unifasciata, 836 nucleotides. NCBI's taxonomy places the organism in Eukaryota, Metazoa, Mollusca, Gastropoda, Stylommatophora, Geomitridae. The record is from the annotation of a GenBank genome assembly.
CAUCAGCGUCAAGUUCCACAGACAAUGCUGCAGCCAGGGAAGCCACAAGUGAUGUCAGAGUUCAGUGCAAUAAUAAUGCAGAGAUAUGUGCCACGUUGACAGAGGCCAGAGAUUCCCUGCUGUCUUGCCUCAGUAACGCCAACAGAACACACUAUGUUGUUUGUAUUCCCAACCUGAGUAAUGCAAUAACAAUUUUAACUGAAUUUAAAGAUGUCCUGAAAUUAAUGAAAGAACAUAAAAGCCAGAGUCCACGCAUGUUUUCAUUCCCAACACUUGCUGAAGCAGAGGCAUUUGCUCACAAACACACAGCAAAUGAAGUUUGUCAGGGAACAUCCGGCAAUUCAAGUUAUCCACAGGAAAAGGCAGAAGUGGAGGUUAGUGAGGGCAAGCAGUUUCCCUCUCUGACAACACCACAGCUGAAUGAAUUCAGAAUAUAUCUGGAAAAGGGCAACAUAAGUGCAGCUAAACAGUGUAUCCUGACUAACCCUCGAUAUCUGGUGCAGAGUAUAGACAUGCCGACAAUUGUCAAGGAAGGAGCACGCUACAAUGCUCUACAUGCAAGUGUGAUAGCCAAUCAACUGGAGUCCUGUCGGCUGGUCAUGGAGACAGUAAGCGAUGUUGAAUACCUGACACGUGCUUAUAAUUCUAGAAAGAGAGCUGAAAGAAGCUCAAAGAGAUUGACUGACUUGUUUCUAAACACUCCAGAUAAAGUGGCCAACAAGACACCUCUGCACUUUGCUAGUGAGAGGGGCUAUUUGGAUAUUGUUGCCUUUCUGGUCAGCUUCAAAGUCUGCAUCAGAAACUUCAACCGACACAUCAUUGAAACAGUCACGCAG